Vigna unguiculata (cowpea) is the source of this 1515-nucleotide messenger RNA. RefSeq names its product cytochrome P450 81E8-like. Lineage: Eukaryota; Viridiplantae; Streptophyta; Magnoliopsida; Fabales; Fabaceae. The record is from RefSeq and is a predicted model, not a curated record. Gene Ontology annotation, molecular function: iron ion binding; heme binding; oxidoreductase activity, acting on paired donors, with incorporation or reduction of molecular oxygen.
AUGGAAUACAACCUUAUGAACAUGUUUUACCUUUUCAUAUUUGUCAUCACUUUUAAACUGUUGUUCUUCAGAAAAGGGUUGAAAAAUUUACCACCAUCUCCACCUUCUCUUCCUCUGAUAGGCCACCUCCACAUGCUGAAACACCCAAUCCAUCGCACCUUCCACACGCUCUCACACAAAUACGGUCCUAUCUUCGCUCUUCGCUUUGGGUAUCAACCCGUUCUUGUAGUUUCAUCCGCAUCCGCAGCAGAAGAAUGUUUCACCAAAAACGACAUCAUCUUUGCAAAUCGUUUCAACUCUUCUAAGACCAAAUAUCUCGCCUUUAACAACACCCUCAUCACAGUCUCAUCUUACGGCGAUCACUGGCGGAACCUACGCCGCAUCAGCUCCUUGGAGAUCCUCUCCAAUCACCGCCUUAAUUCCUUUCUGGGAAUUCGAAGGGACGAGACCAUCAGGCUGCUGCAAAAGCUUGUUAGAGUUUGUAAUAAAAGCGAUUUCACGAAAGUGGAACUAAGACCAAUGUUUGCAGACCUAACUUUCAACACUGUGAUGAGAAUGGUGUGUGGAAAACGUUACUACGGCGUGGAAGAACACGAUGGGACUAACGCUGAAGAGGCUAGGAAAUUCAGAGAAGUUAUGGAUGAGCUGACGCAGUUCGGAUUGGGAUCCAACCUCGGCGAUUUUGUGCCUUUUUUUAGAUUGUUCAAUUUUAGCGGUGACAAGAAGUUACGAAAGUUCGGGGACAAGCUAAACGCGCUUUUUCAAGGUCUCAUAGAUGAACAUCGGAAGAAGAAAGAAAGUUCGAAUACCAUGCUAGACCAUCUACUUUCCUCACAGCAGUCACAGCCUGAGUAUUACACCGAUCAAAUCAUCAAGGGUCUUAUUAUGGCGUUAAUUGUGGCUGGAACAGAGACUUCUGCUGCAGCGUUGGAGUGGGCAAUGUCCCAUUUGGCAAACCAUCCAGAGGUGUUGGAGAAAGCAAGGAUUGAAUUGGAAAAGCACGUUGGAGAAGCGCGUUUGGUGGAGGAAAUGGAUGUUCCCAAAUUACAGUACCUUCAGAAUAUAGUAUCAGAAACUCUGCGAUUGAAUCCACCGGUUCCUAUGUUAUUACCUCAUUUAUCCUCGGAAGACUGCACCGUGGGAGGUUACGACGUGCCACGUAAUACCGUGUUGAUGGUGAACGCCUGGGCCAUACACAGGGACCCGGAGUUGUGGGCUGACCCAACGAGUUUUAAGCCCGAGAGGUUUGAGAAUGGGCCUGUGAAUGGUCACAAGCUGAUCCCGUUUGGGUUGGGAAGAAGGGCGUGUCCUGGCGCAGCCAUGGCCCAAAAAACUUUGGGCUUAACUUUAAGCUCAUUGAUUCAAUGCUUUGAAUGGAAGAGAAUCGGCGAAGAAGAAGUUGACCUGAGUGAAGGAGAAGGAACAGUAGUGCGGAAGGCCGUUCCUCUGAAGCUGCAAUGCAAACCUCGUUCAAUCAUGACCAACAAUUUCCUAUUUUCUCUCAAAUCCCCUUAA